Mercenaria mercenaria is the source of this 1182-nucleotide messenger RNA. Its product is annotated as fatty acid synthase-like. Lineage: Eukaryota; Metazoa; Mollusca; Bivalvia; Venerida; Veneridae. The record is from RefSeq and is a predicted model, not a curated record. The transcript has 3 exons. The coding region runs from base 49 to 504 and encodes 151 amino acids. Gene Ontology annotation, molecular function: phosphopantetheine binding.
GCAAUUCAGUGGGGUGCUAUUGGUGAUGUUGGAAUUGUUCUUGAAUCGAUGGGAGACAAUGACACUGUGAUUGGUGGAUCACUUCCACAGCGCUUGAUGUCAUGUCUGAAGACCCUUGACCUAUUUCUAAAGCAGUCAGAACCUAUUGUUACAAGUUUUGUUCCAUCCGAUAAGAGUACAAGUAGUAGUAUUGCCGGUGAAAUUAGACUUGACCUUGUACAUGCUGUUUGCCAUAUUCUAGGAAUCAGUGAACCGAAUGCUUUAAACCCUGAUGCAAGUUUAGGUGACCUUGGGCUAGAUUCAAUGAUGAAUGUUGAGGUCAAACAGACACUGGAAAGAGGUUACGACAUUGUCAUGGAAACAAAAGAGAUUAGAAAAUUGACUGUUAAUAAUAUGAGAAGCAUUGCAAACACUGGUCAUAGUCUUACUCUAGCAAACAAACGUGUGGAACAAAUGGUACAAGACAGUGAUACAAAUGUUGACGACUUAAAGCCUGAAUAUUAGCGCACAGACCAACUUAUCCGAACGACCAGAUGAUGUCUAACAUAUUCCCUUACCGACCAAACACCGGACUUACACUGCAAGAUAGCGGGAAAAAUACACGCCUCAUCGGUAUACAAUUUCUGAUGCCUGUACAAGCGCCAUUUAUUUGUAUAUACAUGUACUGUUGUGUACUGAUGAACUACACCAGAACAAUCAACGAGUGACGAGUAUCACAAUGUUUGGUUGAUAAAACUAUGUCUAGAUAGUACCACUAUGUAAAUACAAUAUAUAACCAUUGCUGACACCAUUAUGUUUUCAGACUAGCGCAAUAGUUAUGUAGGCCUGGUACUGAUUAUUUUGUAUAUUUUAACUUUUACAUAUACAUUAUGUUGUUUAUUUUGAUAUGUGCAUUGGAAGCGGACUAAGAGGAGUCAGCUGCUCACCCAAAUUUGAGGAAGGGCAAUAGACAUUGUCCAGCGGUAAUUCUAGCUACAUUCAAUGAGACCAUAGUCACAUAUCUAUACCUGUGGUCGUUUUAGGACGUUAUAUAUAAGAAAUGCCGUUUUUAGUAUUUAUGGUUUUGAUUCACACUUCACACUGAAUUCAUUGGCCUUUUCUACUUAUUUAUCAUGGAAUAUAGAUAAAAACAUGUUCUAAUGAAAACUUUGCCUGUACCUCUAUUUAAUUCUUACAGGAUAA